This is a messenger RNA of Suillus fuscotomentosus, 828 nucleotides long. RefSeq lists its product as uncharacterized. The record is from RefSeq and is a predicted model, not a curated record. Lineage: Eukaryota; Fungi; Basidiomycota; Agaricomycetes; Boletales; Suillaceae. The coding region runs from base 1 to 828 and encodes 275 amino acids. The transcript is spliced from 10 exons.
AUGACCUCAGCAAAACAUGCCACUGUCAGUAGGGCGCUUCCUUAUCCGAUUGCUGAUUUCUGCAUCCCUGUCACUAAGGCCGAGCUUCCUGUCGAUGAUUGGGAUGCAUAUGCCCCUCAUAGGAUCCACUAUGGUAUUCCAGAAUGGAUGAAGUAUGGUGCAGGGGAUACUGGCCAGCUUGAGUUUUUGCAAAUUCCUGUCAUGAAAUACCAGCGGCUUCUUGCUACGUUCCCCUCCCCACAAAAUAUUGAUCGUCCUGGGUUUAUCUUUGCUACUGCGUUGAAUACUGGCUUGCAUGAGUCGAAGAAGAUGAAGAAGAACACAAAGGCACAACCAAAGAGGGUGGAUCUGGGUGACACGUCACGCAAGAAUGCUGGUGCACGCUUCUUUCGAGCUAUGAUCGCUAGGCGAACUGUGUUGGAGGAUGAGAACAAGAAGCUGUUUGAAACAGGCUGGGGCGUGAAGGAGGAUGACAUCUUGAUUAUGCUUGGUCAGGCAGAUGAUGCAUGGAUGUCCAAGGGCCUUGACCCCCAAUUGCAUCGCACAAUCGCAUAUGUCGCAUCGCACAUACGGCGCAAACUCCGUAUCGCAAAAUUGUUGGGGGGAGAUUUCUGUUGCCCCACGAAUUUAAUCCUUUGGUCCUCCCACCAUCUUCCCACCACGGCAUCGGCUCGUGACGGGUUGCCAGAAAUUCUUGGAUGUCCAAGACCUUGGGGGCGAAGCGGGGAUCUCAGGGCGGACCAGCGGAAGGAAUAUGAUAACAAGGCAGCGGAACUAGUUGGCGACAGGGCUUCAAUUAAGGGUGUUUGUGAAGGGCUGCUGCACUAG